Molecule: messenger RNA, 1787 nt
Organism: Salvia hispanica
Lineage: Eukaryota; Viridiplantae; Streptophyta; Magnoliopsida; Lamiales; Lamiaceae
Product: aldehyde dehydrogenase 1-like
Molecular function (GO): oxidoreductase activity, acting on the aldehyde or oxo group of donors, NAD or NADP as acceptor
Source: RefSeq, a predicted model, not a curated record
CAAUAAUGUCUUCACUCUUCAUUAUAUAUUGGAAUUAACAAGCAGAGGAAGGAAUAAGAACACUCACACACGCACACACACACGUAUAUAUAGAGAGAGAUAGGUGAGUAGAGAGGAGAGAGAUGAGUGGGGAAAGAAAUGGCGAUGUGGAGAAAUCGACGAUCAUGAUUCCUCAAGUGAAGUUCACAAAGCUCUUCAUCAAUGGGGAGUUCGUUGAUUCUAUAUCAGGGAAAACUUUCGAGACAAUUGAUCCAAGAAGUGAAGAAGUAAUUGGUAAGGUUGCAGAAGGGGAUAAGGAAGAUGUUGAUUCAGCUGUCAAGGCUGCUCGUGAGGCGUUUGAUCAUGGCUCAUGGCCCAGACUGCCCGGUUCUGAAAGGCAGAAAAUAAUGCUGAAAUUAGCGGACCUUAUCGAAGAAAAUGUAGAAGAACUAGCUGCUAUAGACACAAUGGAUGCUGGCAACUUAUAUAGUCUGGGGAAGAUGAUGUCUAUCAGCAGUGGAGCCCAACUGUUCCGCUACUACGCUGGCGCGGCCGACAAAAUCCACGGUGAAACCUUAAAAAUGUCGAGAGAGCUGCACGGCUACACACUGCUUGAGCCUGUGGGCGUGGUUGGACACAUAAUCCCAUGGAAUUUUCCGACUCAGAUGUUUUGCAUGAAGGUCGCGCCUGCGCUGGCCGCUGGUUGCACCAUGGUUGUCAAGCCGGCCGAGCAAACUCCCCUUUCCGCCCUCAUUUAUGCUCAUUUGGCCAAACUGGCCGGUGUGCCCGAUGGGGUGAUCAAUGUCGUGACGGGCUAUGGAGCUACGGUUGGUGCUGCAAUCAGCUCACAUAUGGACAUUGACAUGGUGAGCUUCACGGGGUCGACAGUGACGGGACACCGGAUAAUGGAGGCAGCAGCAACAAGCAACUUAAAGCAAGUUUGCCUAGAAUUGGGAGGCAAGUCUCCCUUCAUCGUGUUCGAUGAUGUGGAUGUUGAUAAGAUUGCUCCUCUUGCUCUCAAUGCUUGUCUCUUUAACCAGGGCCAAAUAUGUGUGGCUGGGACUCGUGUGUUCGUCCAAGAAGGGAUAUAUGAUAAAUUUAUCGGAAGAUUGUUGGAAGAGCUGAAAACAUGGGUUGUUGGUGACCCUUUUGAUCCACAUGUUAAUCAAGGCCCACAAGUUACUAAGAAACAAUACGAAAGAGUUAUGUGGUAUAUUGAGCUUGGCAAGAAGGAAGGAGCCACGUUGUUGACGGGUGGAAAGCCUUUGGAUCGGAAGGGCUACUAUAUCGAGCCCACUAUAUUCACUGAUGUCAAGGAUGAUAUGACAAUCGCCAAGGACGAGAUUUUUGGACCUGUUAUGUCAAUCAUGAAAUUUAAGAGUAUGGAAGAGGUUAUAAUGAGGGCGAACAACACAAAGUAUGGAUUGGCAGCAGGUAUCAUGACCAACAACAUUAACACUGCAAACACAGUUUCGAGGUCGAUCAGAGCUGGUUCAGUAUGGAUCAAUUGUUAUUUUGGGUUUGACAAUGAUGCACCAGCUGGGGGUUAUAAAAUGAGUGGAUUUGGGAAGGAUUUGGGGAUCAACGGCCUUCACAAAUAUCUUCAAGUUAAAUCUGUUGCCACUCCCAUAUAUAAUUCUCCAUGGCUUUGAUUUCUUUUCAGUUUUUGGGUUUGCUUUUGGGACAUAUAUAACACACUAUCUCAUGUCUUGAUUUUCACUAUCUGUUUUUGUAAUUAAUCUUGAUGCUACGUCCUGUGUGUAUGUUGUGCCUUUUCUGGGGGAUAAAACUUGCAUGUUUAUAUUUUA